This is a messenger RNA of Lampris incognitus (smalleye Pacific opah), 2380 nucleotides long. RefSeq names its product polycomb protein SCMH1. The transcript is spliced from 16 exons. Gene Ontology annotation, molecular function: protein binding. Gene Ontology annotation, biological process: regulation of DNA-templated transcription. Gene Ontology annotation, cellular component: nucleus. The record is from RefSeq and is a predicted model, not a curated record. NCBI's taxonomy places the organism in Eukaryota, Metazoa, Chordata, Actinopteri, Lampriformes, Lampridae. Bases 315 to 2315 code for a protein of 666 amino acids.
GGCGGACAGGCACUAAAUCCACAUCAGAUAAAAACACACACACAUUACAAAGCAAGACAGCGCAGAAGAAGAAGCGGAGGAAGAAGAAGAAGAAGAAGAGGGAACCGGGCCGCUUUAAUUUGGACGCCGGCCCCUUGGCGGAAGAAAAAGGCGCCCUUCUAUUCAAAGGAAAGGGGGGGGGAAAGAGUCGUCGGGAGAAGGGGAGACGGUGUUUUUUGUUUUUAAGGUCCCCCGCCCACCCCAACUUCACGGUUAUGAAGCUUUAAGAGAGGAGACCACUGUUGUGCUGUUAACUCGGUCAGUAUUGCUGGAGGAUGAGGAAGCCGGUGCCACAGAAAGCUAUUGAAUGGAAAGACGCCAGAAAGAUCAAGCAUGCCCGGAGUGGACGGCCCUCCCGUGUACCUUCACAGUACCAAGGAGGUCACUUUAGUUGGGAGAAGUACCUUAAGGAGACAGGGACCACCGCUGCACCCCCCUCCUGCUUCAGACAGAGCCCCACCCCACCUGUCAAUGAGUUCAAGGCAGGCAUGAAGCUGGAGGCCCAGGAUCCACGAAACACUACAUCCACCUGCAUCGCCACCGUGGUGGGGCUCACGGGCUCACGGCUGCGCCUGCGCCUGGAUGGCUCCGACAACAAAAAUGACUUCUGGCGCCUGGUGGACUCAUCUGAGAUCCAGCCCAUCGGCAACUGUGAGAAGAAUGGUGGCAUGCUACAACCGCCACUAGGCUUCCGUCUAAACGCCUCCUCCUGGCCCAUGUUCCUUCUGAAGACACUAAAUGGGGCUGAGAUGGCACCAUCCCGCAUCUUUCACAAGCAGGAGCCUCCCGCCCCAGAGCAGAACUCCUUCCACGUGGGCAUGAAGCUGGAGGCGGUGGACCGCAAGAACCCCCACUUCAUCUGCCCGGCCACCGUUGGCGCCCUGCGCGGUGUGGAGGUGCUGGUCACCUUCGACGGAUGGCGUGGGGCCUUUGACUACUACUGCCGCUAUGACUCCCGCGACAUCUUCCCAGUGGGUUGGUGUGCUCUCACCGGAGACAACCUUCAGCCACCGGGCACCAAAGUGGUGCUACCUAAGAGCCUUGGGGCCUUAACAGACGGGAGUGUGGAGAGUUCAGCCAUGCAUCCCACCCCCACGGUAGGCAGACCCCCAGGUCAGAGAGGACGUAAGCCCGGACGCAGGAAAGCUAAGCUAACGAGUCCCUGGGGCCAGAAGGGCUCAGCGGUGGGACCGCAGAGCACUCAGCCAGGCAAAGGCCUGGAGCCCAUCAAAAUACCCAAGAAACGGGGGCCUAAGCCCGGCAGUAAGAGAAAACCACGGGUGGCCCCUAACCCAGUGCCCACAUCCCCAACCAGCAGCACUCCAGAACCUGACACCAGCACUGUACCCCUGGACAACGCCACCAUCCCCAACUCUGCACUACAGGCACCCACAGUGUGUGUGUACCUGAACAAGUAUGGCAAGGCGGGACCUCACCUGGACCAGCGGCGGAUCCUGCAGCUGCCAGACCACUUCGGGCCAGGCCGGGCAUCCUCGGUGUUGCAGCAGUGUGUCCAAGCGUGUGUGGACUGUGCAUACAACCAGGGCACCGUCUUCUCCUUCCUCAAGGCUGGCCACGGCGGGGAGGUCAUUUCAGCUUACUUUGACCAGCAGCACCACACCCUGACCCUGCCCACCGUCAGCAGCGUCACCUACGUCCUUCGCUUCCUGGAGAAACUCUGUCAUAACCUACACUGCGACCCUCUUUUUGGUAACCAGCCUGUAGCGAGAGGGAGCCUGCACUAUGACAGCCAAACAUACACCACAGAAAGAAGAGGCUUCGGUGAUGGAAUGACAACGGGUCCAGGCCUCGGGACCAAGAGGUUCCUCCAGGACACCUACAACAGCCCCCUGCCCCAUAAACUGGCCAAAACACACCGGCACUCCACUGACGGCGAGUCCUUCCUUGAAAAUGGCAUCGGAGCAUCAGAGCACUUAAAGAAGAGUCCCCUGUCCCCCAGCUCCACGGGACAGUCGCCGGGCCUGCGGUUCCCCUCCAAAAUGCUGCAUCUAAAUUCUACAGGAUCAGGCAGUUUCCGGGAGAGCCCCAGGCCCAGUGGUCAGGACCCCAACCUGUGGACGGUGGAGGACGUCAUGCAGUACAUCAGAGUCAUUGACCCGGUGCUGGCCCCACACGCUGACCUCUUCAGGAAACAUGAGAUUGACGGCAAAGCCCUCCUGUUGCUGCGAAGCGACAUGAUGAUGAAAUACAUGGGCCUGAAGCUCGGCCCCGCCCUCAAACUCACCUUCCACAUCGACAAGCUAAAGCGUGCUUGAUGGAGCCAGCCAGCCAGCCAGCCAGCCAGCCGUCAACCCUCUUCCCACCUCCUUAUGGACUCGAA